UUUAGAAUUGUAGUAAUAUAAUAUUGACAACUGUUUACUAACUUCCCAAUUAAAUUCCCCAAAAUUGUCUAUAUAAGUAAGUAUAUGGCUCUGCAAACACAUAUAUUCGCAUAAUCUUAAGACACCCUUAUAUAUCUAUCUAUCUUUCUAUAUAGGACCUAAUCCAUAUUGAUCAUAAGUAUAUAUAUAUAUUUAUAUAUAUAUAUAAUCAUAUCUCAGUUGGGUUGUAAGUGCGUGAUUUAUAAUCAAUAUAGCUGCAAACUCAGAAUGGGAGAUCAACUCUUUGCAGAUCAACAACAACUUGCUGACUUCCAAGAAGCUUUCUGUCUUCUUGACAAAGAUGGAGAUGGGCGCAUAACGAUUGACGAAUUGGCCAUUGCCAUUAGAUCGUUGGACCAACAUCCAACAGAGGAUGAACUGCAAAGCAUGAUUAGUGAAGUAGAUGCCGAUGGUAAUGGAACCAUAGAGUUGGGAGAGUUCUUGAAUCUCAUGGCAAGAAAAAUGAAGGAAACUGAAGUAGAAGAUGAACUCAGAGAAGCUUUUAAAGUCUUUGAUAAAGAUCAAGAUGGCUACAUUUCACCUACCGAGUUAAAACAUGUUAUGAUAAAUCUUGGGGAGAGAAUGAAAGAUGAAGAAUUAGAUCAGAUGAUCAGAGAUGCUGAUUUGGACGGUGAUGGUCUGAUCAAUUACGAGGAAUUCGUGAGAAUGAUGUUGGCUGUUUAAUAUAUUAAUUAAUUAAUGCCAGCCUCACUUCUGCAAGCCUUGAUGUCAUCAAUUGAAAGAAAAAACUAAAUAUGAUUUAAUUACUUUUAAUCUUUUGUGUAGUGAUUUAAAUUCACAUACUCACAUGUUUACUGUGUUAUUAUCUUUGUAUUGUCGGCUUAUAGAGAAAUAAUAAUUAUGUACUUUGGAGUUU
Molecule: messenger RNA, 916 nt
Organism: Humulus lupulus (European hop)
Lineage: Eukaryota; Viridiplantae; Streptophyta; Magnoliopsida; Rosales; Cannabaceae
Product: calmodulin-like protein 11
Exons: 4
Coding region: 268-723 (151 amino acids)
Molecular function (GO): calcium ion binding; enzyme regulator activity
Source: RefSeq, a predicted model, not a curated record